AUUUCUCCCUACAUUUAUGAUCUGCUUCUACCUCACACCCUUUCUUCUUCAUUUCUACUUCACCACCUUCGCUUUUACCGACGCUGCCAACGUCAUGAAGCUUCAUCACGGCGGCUUACUCAUUCUUUUGCUUGCUUUCUGCACUUGGCCUUCAGUCCUGUCGGACCUGAGUGAUCCAAAGCCAAGGCACUCACGUCUGUUUAAGACUGCAUUACAACACCAAGAUUUGAAUGAUCAUGAUUCUGAUCUUUGGACCCCUUUGCGCAAUCAAGGAUGGAAACCCUGUUUUGAAUCUACUUCCCCUUCUUCGUCUUUGCCGGAGUCUUCGGGAUACAUCCAAGUGUUCCUUGAUGGAGGAUUGAACCAACAGAGGAUGGGGAUUUGUGAUGCAGUUGCUGUUGCCAAAAUACUCAAUGCAACUCUUGUAAUCCCGUAUCUCGAAGUCAAUCCUGUUUGGAAAGACACGAGCACUUUCAUGGAUAUCUUUGAUGUGGAUCACUUUAUCAACGUUUUGAAGGAUGAUAUCUCGAUAGUUAGGGCGUUGCCUGAUGAAUACAUGUGGAGCACGAGGGAAUAUUACGCCUCGGCCAUUAGAUCCACCAGAGUUAAAAACGCACCACUUCAUGCCUCCGCAAAUUGGUAUCUGGCAAACGUCUCUCCCGUCCUAGACAGCUAUGGAAUAGCUGCCAUUUCUCCAUUUUCCCACCGGCUAGCUUUUAACAACAUGCCCGUGGACAUCCAACGGUUACGUUGCAAAGUCAACUUUGAAGCUUUGGUGUUCAUUCCUCAUAUUACAAGUCUUGGAGACGUGCUGGUCAAUCGCCUCCGGUAUCCUGCUGUUGAAAGGAGUUACCUUCAACAAGUUGUUGAUACAAAAGGAGCAGGAAAGUUUGUUGCCUUACACCUUCGGUUUGACAAGGACAUGGCUGCCCAUUCAGCAUGCGAUUUUGGUGGAGGAAAAGCAGAGAAGAAGGCUCUGGCUAGAUAUCGGCAAGCGAUUUGGCAGGGACGGGUCUUGAACUCUCGGUUCACCAAUGAGGAAUUGAGAAACCAGGGUCGUUGUCCUUUGACCCCAGAAGAAAUUGGUUUGCUGUUGGCUGCUUUGGGAUUUGAUAACAGUACCCGCUUAUAUCUUGCUUCACACAAGGUAUAUGGUGGUGAAGCUCGGAUCUCAGCCUUACGGAAACUAUUUCCACAAAUCGAAGAUAAAAAGAGCCUUGCAUCGGCAGCGGAAAGGGCCCAAAUAAAAGGGAAAGCUUCGUUAUCGGCUGCUGUCGAUUACUAUGUCAGCAUGCAUAGUGAUAUCUUCGUUUCUGCAUCUCCUGGAAACAUGCACAACGCAGUGGUGGGACACCGAACUUAUCUGAAUCUGAAGACGAUCAGGCCAAACAUGGCGUUACUGGGACAGGUGUUCAUGAAUAAGAGCAUGAGUUGGUCAGGUUUCCAGGAAGCAGUGAUCGAAGGGCAAAGAAACCGACUGGGUGAGAUUAAGGUACGAAAAGCGAAACAAUCCAUAUACACAUACCCUGUUCCUGAUUGCGUGUGUCAACAAGGAUGAUUGAUUAAGCAGCAACAUCGUUUCCUCUUCAAACGAAAAGCCACUUGAUGAACUGAUAUACGGUAUGUAGUUUGACUGCACCUACAUAAAUAAGUUGCUGCUAUUUAUUUGUUUGAUCUCUCCUAUGUUGUUGUAGUUGGCCUAUGGGUGUCUCGGGAGGGUCAUACACCAUUGUAGUUCGUACGUAUUUGCUAAUAUGAUUAUAAACAUAACGGGCGAGUUUACUGUUUAACAUGUAUUAUUUAAGAAGUUCGUAGUCGUGUUGUAUUUGAUCCAUUGGUUGUAAUACUAUUACCAGUUUCACAUA
This is a messenger RNA of Cynara cardunculus var. scolymus (artichoke), 1865 nucleotides long. RefSeq names its product O-fucosyltransferase 39-like. The transcript is spliced from 10 exons. The record is from RefSeq and is a predicted model, not a curated record. The coding region runs from base 17 to 1558 and encodes 513 amino acids. Lineage: Eukaryota; Viridiplantae; Streptophyta; Magnoliopsida; Asterales; Asteraceae.